AUGGACUUUGCGAUCGCGCCUGCGCACGAGCCUGCCGCCUUUGCCUACUUCUCCCUAGGCGAGUCCAAGCGCUCUUGGCGCCGAGAGUGCCUCUUGGCCGGCACGCUCGGAACUGCGGCGUCGUUCGCCAUCCUCAGUGCAGCCGUCCUCCGCAACACUGCUGGAGUUGUAUCCGACUCAGCCUGGUUGGACGCUUCGCCGGAUGCACUGGACGCUUCACCGGCGCCGUCGGAUCCCUUCCUUGGUAUGACAGACCAUCGACACACGCCACAUCCAUUCACGCUUGUCAACGACGUCGUGACUGACGGCUUCUUCCGUGUGCUGUGGCGUGAUGGACAUGGCAGGGGGCCGGCGGAGAUAUGGCUCGAAGUGAACCAGAGCGCGCUGGGCUCCGAGUUUCUCGUCUCUGCCAGUGUGUCACGCGGAGACGGACGGCACUCUUUGCUGCACGAGGACCGCACCGACGCCGAACGCACCGUCUUCAAAUUCGAGCAGUCCCCUGGAGUGGACAGCUCCCUCGACCUGAUCGCGCCGCAGUAUGAGAUUCGGCUGCCUGCGGCUGGCGGUUCGCUCUCGCAGCACACCCUCACACACGCGGCUUGGUCCGGCUACGUCGAAAGCUUUGUCGGAACAAAGGUCACUCGGUUCGUCACGAAGCCAAAUGCGUCCGACGAGCGCUCCUCCGAGGCGUGCGACGCGAUACUAUGGCGCAAUGGUUCGGAGGUUCCGGUGUCACCCCUCGGCUGCGAGCGUUACGCUGCAGAUGGGACGUCGUGGCUGAUCGACGUGACAAAAUGGCUCACCACGGGCGUCGUCACUCGGCGACUGGCCUCUGGCGAAGGGCAAAGGCGUCCACGGCUCGUGCUUGCGGAGGCCCACCCCGCCUCGGCCGUCUUUGGGCUGCAGACUCGCGAAGAAGAGCUCCGCCUUUCCUUGGCACGCCUCCCGCCGCUCGAUGGGCGAUAUACGGCGCGCGCCGCCGAUGACCGGAUUGGCUACUGGACGCUCGAGUACACCGAGGUUGGCGAGGCGCUGGGCCCGCUCACAGCGGGCUCGGCGGACAGGAAAGUCGACGUCAUACAGAGGUGGCAUCUCCAGCCGUCCGACCCUCACGUUGACGCGGCGGAAGAGCGGGCGGCGGGGCGGCUGCUCACGCCCUCGAGGCCAAUCACAUUUUACAUCGAUCCAUCGGUGCCGGAGCGGUGGAGGCGAGCGAUGAAGCGCGGCGUGGAGAACUGGCAGGCUGCGUUCGAGCAGGCUGGCUGGGCAAACGCGAUCGUGGCUGUUCUGCCUGGAGACGAGGCCUUCCCCAGUGACUACUCGGCGGCCGAUUCACGCUACGCCUCCAUCUCUUGGGCAGUCUCGCUUCAAGAAGUCUAUUCGGUCGGCACCCACACCUUUGACCCGCGGACGGGCGAGAUCAUGGACGCCGACAUAAUGUUCUCGCACUCAUGGGUCAGCGCCUGGGCCAACGAUUUCGACGCAGACGCGGCCGGAGCCCCGGCCAGGACCGGCACCGGUGCCGGUGGCAGCGACAACGGAUCACCGCACCGUCACCAUGGGAAGGUGUACGAGGAGAGCGGUGGUUACCUUCCUCAACGCUACUGGCACGGGCAAGCUGCCAGCGAACGGCUCUCCCAUCGGCUGGCCGCGGCAGAGCGGAGGAUCGAGGCGGCGUUGGGCGAGAGGCACGGAGAUCCGCGAGGCGGGCCUGGUCCGUGCGGCGUGUCGUCGGCAGCAGCAAGGCGUGAAGGGAUGGCAAACCUGCGCGCCAAACUCGAGCUCGACGGCGCGAUUCCGCCCGGAGGCCGCGUGCCAGAAGAAUACAUCGAGGCGGCGCUGGUCGACGUCACCAUGCACGAGGUGGGGCACACCCUGGGCUUGCGGCACAACUUUCGCGCCUCGGCCGCGUACUCGUUCUCGCAGCUGAGCGACCCCUCCUUCACGGGGGCACACGGCUACGCCUCCUCCGUGAUGGACUAUGUGGACGCCUUUCUGCCCUCUAGCCGCAACCUCAGCGUGAUCGGCAGCUCGACUGGAGCUGUGUACAACCCAUUCAACGGCGUUGUGGGAAUCUAUGACCGGCACGCGAUCGAGUACGGCUACGCCCCAUUGGCAGGCGAGGAGGCGGGCCGUCAGCACGCGUACCUCGCUGCCCUCGCCUCGCGCGGCGCGGCGAAUGCGGAGCUCGCCUUCUCAACCGACGAGGACGAAGCCACGGCGAGUGGUCCCGACCCACUCGUCUCGCUCUACGACCAGUCGAAUGAUCCGCUGGGCUUCUACAUCGAUCAACUCGCCCUGUCGCAACGGCUGCUGUCCGCCGCCGCAAACCGAACGGUCGGUGUGGGCGAGCCCUGGGCGGCGCUGCUUCCAUCCGUGGAGCGAUACAUGGGAGCCGCGAUGAAGGCCGGGGCGGCUGCAGCCAAAUACGUCGGCGGCUACGUCUUCUCAAAGGCGCACAAGGGCGACCCCGCAGCACCACCUCCGCUCGUGCCCGUGUCGGCAGCCGAGCAGUGGCGGGCGGUGCAGCUGCUGCUGCAGAUCCUCUCCGACGACUUUUGGGUGCCGCAGGAGGAGCUCCUCGUGCUUCCGGAGCGGCGCGGCGAGUGCCACGGGCUGGACGUCUACUGCCUCGGCCUCGGGGUGGCGAAGCUGCAGGACAAGGCGCACGAGACACGCACGCUCCUGCUGCAGACCCUGGUCAAGCCCGCUCGCCUCGCAAGCCUGCGGCAAGGAGAGCGGACCGUCGUGGGGGGGGCGGCGGUGGCCACGCGGUACCUUGGAUGGUCGGGAGGCUGCGACUGGCUGGACUUUGGCGCCGACCGCAAGUACCCUCUUUCGCUCCAUCCACACGCAACGUCAACGUCGCCGCCGUUGCACGGCGCGGCGGCCGCGAAGGCACGAUACGCGCUGGAGCGGGAGUGGGUCUCGCUACUCUCCGACCUCGCAGACGGAAGCAGCGGCGAAUCCUCUGCCGUCGCCAUCUCGCUUCUUCACGACCUGAGGGAGGCCGCCACACGCUCGGAGAGCCGGCGCAGGCAGGGACCGGAAGCGGAAACGGACGACGCUGCGGAUGCACUCGCCGCCAUUCGUCGCAUGCUGUCGCUGUGGGAACAGGGACUGCCCAUCCCAUCGUAA
This is a messenger RNA of Emiliania huxleyi CCMP1516, 3138 nucleotides long. RefSeq lists its product as hypothetical. The record is from RefSeq and is a predicted model, not a curated record. NCBI's taxonomy places the organism in Eukaryota, Haptophyta, Isochrysidales, Noelaerhabdaceae. Bases 1 to 3138 code for a protein of 1045 amino acids. The transcript is spliced from 3 exons. Gene Ontology annotation, molecular function: metallopeptidase activity.